Molecule: messenger RNA, 2101 nt
Organism: Patiria miniata (bat star)
Lineage: Eukaryota; Metazoa; Echinodermata; Asteroidea; Valvatida; Asterinidae
Product: dynactin subunit 1-like
Exons: 11
Coding region: 16-1446 (476 amino acids)
Source: RefSeq, a predicted model, not a curated record
CUUUGUGUUCAUUUAAUGAUAACAUCUUUCGUUGUUGUUUGCAUCUUAGAUGCGGAAGGCAUCCCCGUUGCUAGGUUGGAGGAGAUUGCGGAGAGAGCAUCCGACUUGGCCUACGACAAGCAGGACAAGGGACCCUACCAGAGUUUCAGGGAGUCGUUAGUGAAGGCCAUGGUCAUCAUGAGCAAGAUCAGCCAAGCUGUACAGGAAGGGGAGUAUGACUCCAACGUCCCCAUGGAUAAGAUUCAGCCUCCAAUAGCUCGGCGUGCUGCCAAGGUCAAGUCUGAGAUCUGUGACUCGGAGGGCCUGGGCCACAAACUGGAGCUGAAAGACAGCGAACUCAAAGACCUGAAACGACAGCUCAAACUCAAGCAAGAGGAGGUGAGUGCCAACGCAGUCCGUCUGGGCCUGGUGGAGAAGAAACUGGAGAACGCCAGCCGAGACGGGGACGACAAAGUCCGCAAAGUGGAGAGGGAACUCGCCCAGCAACAGGAGGCGCUCAAGAAGAAAGAGAGGGAAUUUGAAGACACCCUGGAUCACAUGCAGUCGGACAUCGAUGCCCUGGAACGGGAAAAACAGGAACUGAAGCAACGACUGACCCAGGUCUCCAAGAAAGCGCUGUUUGAGAGCCUGACCAGCAAAACAGCGCCCUCGGGCAUCGCAGCAGUGGUGGCAGGAGCGGCCGGAGGCAAUCAGGGAGGAACGUCACCAACCAGUCCCACAGGGGGCGGUGUGCCCAUGGGCGGUCAGGUCGUCAUCAAGGACUCACCCAUGCUGGUCCAACAGAUUGAGUCUUUGAAGCAUGCCUUAUGCAAAGUGAAAGGGGAAAACACGCGCCUCAAGUCUGCUGAUUUGAAGCGGAUCAUGGACACCUUAACCCCUCUGCACGUGCCCAAGAAGCCGACAGGGCUUGCCAGCCCCACGGGCUUUGUGGCCUUGGUGCCUGCCGCAGAGACUAGUGAAGCCCCGCCAGCAGAGGGCACCCCUGAUGUCCCCGCAGCCACUAUCGCAGAGCCGCAGAAGGACGUGACCAUUCUUGCCAGGAGAACAAGGAACUUGCUCCAUGAAUUGCAUCGUCUGAGUGCCAGCCCCAAAGUGGUGGACAUUACUCAUCGUAAGCCGGGCGUGGUCCCGGCCAUUGACAAGGCCACGCCCCUCCACCAACUGGUGGACAAGGUGGCCGGCGUCCAGCAGCUGAACACCAGUAUAGCACAGCUUCAGAGUGAGAUCCGAGCACUGCUGUCCAGCCAGCGACCAGGGGCCCAGGCAAAGACCGAUUUCUCAGUCUUCCCAUCAACCGACUUCUCCAAGGCACAGACUGAGAAGAUUGGUGCCCCGCGCAUUGGCAAGCUGUCUAUUCCCCUCAUCGGUGACCAGCAGGCUUGCAGCUACUCGGUCAGCCUACAGCAGUCCCAGCUGCGUAGGGUUCACUCCCAACUCAUGGCCUGAAAUCCUGGAGCUGUUUGGAGUAUCACAAGCCUAUUUAUUAGAAUAAUAGAAUUCUGUAAUGCAGCCAUAUUAGUUUGGUAUCCUGUGGUAAUAAUGGAGAUCUCCAGCGAGUGGGCCUUUGCAUUACUGGCACCAGUCUGAUUGUGGGGAUUUUUCGAAACCCGGCUCUGUCUGUGUCUUUGGCUUCAUCCCUAGUUUCAGAAGCAAACCAUAUGAAAAAACUGUACUGUACAUUGUUGCCUCAUACAGCAUUUUAAUGUUCCUGAGGCAGGCAUAGACUGAUUUUAAGCUAGAGUCUACAGACAGUCUGGGCCAAAAAUCUCCUGAAGCCAAUUAAACCGCGACAAAACCCAAAGUUUAGAAAAACACCCUUUUUGUUCACGGCUACAAAUAUUUGCAGUAGUUUGCAGUUGCAAUUACCGUAGCCUAGCCCCCCCAAAAAAACAAUUCAGAUGUAGCCAUAAUUAGAUAUAGCUGCUCUAUAUAAUCAAGCUUUAUACAUUGUUAUCGUCUUUGCUUCUUGUGUUAUCCAUCAUUGUUGACAAAUUGUUUGCAUGGGUAAAAAUUAUGCUUCUGCGACCAGUUAGCAACCCGAACGUGAAUUUGUGACGUAAUGGACCGUAUUUGUGUUGUGAAUUUGCAAGCAUAUUUCACA